Molecule: messenger RNA, 2862 nt
Organism: Branchiostoma belcheri (Belcher's lancelet)
Lineage: Eukaryota; Metazoa; Chordata; Leptocardii; Amphioxiformes; Branchiostomatidae
Product: ADP-ribosylation factor-like protein 4C
Exons: 1
Coding region: 508-1104 (198 amino acids)
Biological process (GO): vesicle-mediated transport; intracellular protein transport
Cellular component (GO): cytoplasm
Molecular function (GO): GTP binding; GTPase activity
Source: RefSeq, a predicted model, not a curated record
CAUCAGCCUCACCCCCGCUCACUUGACCCGAAGCGGAGAGCGGGCGUCGCGCCAUCUUCGUUCGGUCAAGAAAAAAAAAACACCGACCAGGAAACAUUCAAGGAGCUGUGUUUCCUCUCCACGUGCCUUAGAGGAUCUCCUAGACUUCCCUGGAAGCAGUACAAGGCGUGAGGUGGGAAUUAUCGGAUUUUUUACUUGUCGAUCGGCAACGAAAACAUUGAACUCCGCGAAGCCCUACGAACGUAGUCUCGUAGACUCCCUCCCUCCCGCGACCGGACUUGCAACUUGUUUUGCUUCGGUGUAGGACGAAUUAGAUCGUGAAGAAGUCGCCUUCGUAUCGUCUACCAAGAUAAAGCAUCACACAAGAAGAUACUGGACGGUUCAAAGGGCUCAAAGUUGCAAACCCUGACGCCAUAUCGCUGGACUUUAAUACGUUUGGUGUAACGUGAUACGAUGUUGUGGCGUCAUUUGGGGUGACCUCGCGUACGUACGGUACUCUACUGUGAUAUGGGCGGGCAAGGUAGCAGCCUUCUACACCGUGUCCCGGGUUUCAAACCUCUCCAUAUCGUGAUGCUAGGCCUGGAUUCAGCCGGCAAGACUACGGUCCUGUACAGACUCAAGCUCGGGGAGUUUGUGAACGCCCUACCCACUGUAAGCUUCAAUACCGAACAUAUAAGAUUCAAGGGGGAAGUCGGGAACAACAUGGUGUUUAAAGUCUGGGACGUCGGCGGUCAAGAAAAACUGCGGCCGCUCUGGAGGCCGUAUACUCGAGGCACGGACGGAAUUGUUUUCGUGGUGGACAGCGUCGACAAAGAGAGACUAGACGAGGCUAGAACUGAGAUCUUUCGUGUCGCGAGGUACACAGAACACCAAGGGGUGCCUAUCCUUAUAUUCGCCAACAAGCAGGACCUUCCGGGUGCUCUGAGCGUCCAAGAAGUGGAAGAAACUCUGUCCGUGUCCGACAUUAGGACCACCAACUUGUGCCACGUUCAGCCAACUUGUGCAAUUAUUGGAGAAGGGUUGACAGAGGGACUCGAAGCGCUGUAUCAAAUGAUUAAGAAGAGGAGAAAAAUGCUGAAACAGCAGAAAAAGAGGGGGAGGUGACACGCACUUGGGAACAGCCGUGUUGUGUGUCUUAUUUGUAAAGGAAUUUGGACAAUAAACAAAUUAGGAGUGAGUGCCACAUGGACAGUGAAAUGAGACCACAGUUUGACUGGGAAAAUUGUAUUAUAUCUACCAUUGCUAACGUUGUUAGUCAAAUUCUUAUUGUAUAUACAUGUAUAUAAAAUGUUUAAAGGGCUAUCAUUAUCAGAAUGGUCUUUUUUUUACUUCCCUUUUGAGUUUUUAACCACUUCCUUGUAUAAUCAAUAAUUUUUACACCCCAGUCCCCAGUUUUUAUUUUAGGAAGAUACAUAUACCUGUGACUGCCUUUCCUGAAUCUUUUAAAUUGAACGAAUAUCCCACAUUUAAUGGUGCAAAUGUCAUGUUGACAAUUUUUACUAAGCAAUGGACAAUCAUAUUUAUAAUGUGUUACUAUGGAACACUAAUAUGUUGCAUCCAUACCUAAUGAUAUGUAUGUUAUGAAUACACAGAUUGGCAAGGUAACAUUUCUUUUUGUAGAUAUAUAUUUUUUGAUCGGAUUCAAUAUUUUAUUUUGUAUUAAUACAUGUACGGUAUACAGUUUUGCAUGCGCAGAUUAACAUUUUUGUAUUAAAUUUGAUUGCCUUAGUAAUUGAUGGUACUGUAUGCAGACUAGACCCAGAGCUACAGUCCUAGCCUCCUUCACAGACUUUUUGCAGUGACAUUGUUUAUUUUUCUGGGAGUGCGCUGUAUGUGAUUUUCUUUUAUUAUAUGGGCUGUCUAAUACAUGUACUAGUUUGGCAGAGGGAGUUGUGCCUAUCAUUCUACUAGUACUAGCAUGAGUGGUACAGUGCUCUCCACAUACAGCUUACCCCCUGAAUAAGGCCCUCCCCUGAAAAUAAAACGCUCAAACGUAGCCUGUACCAGGCUUCGGGAAGCAGCUUUUAAAGAGUAGAAAUUGGCCUAACAGACAGAUAUCAUGCCAUAUUAUUAGCUGACCAACUCCCCUGGCAUGUUACCUGUCUAUUUUGCAAAUUUUUACUCUUUCCGACCCUUUUUUGAAACCUGGUAGAGGCUAGCUCAAACACUGCCCCACUAAAAGUCUGCACAGGAGGCUAAUAAUUCCACAGUUCAGUGUAUGAGUUAGGGCUCAGCUGACAAUUUUGUAAGUGCUCCAUUUCUUUUACUAGUAAUCAAUCAAAAGAUUUAUUGAUUUAACUUUGUACAUGUACUAUGUAACAGGCCAACACAGAUGGACUUUUACACUAAUUUAUUGAUUUGUUAACCAUUGUUCAGGCAAAGGCCUUUAUGUAUGCAUGUACAUGAAUGUUUUAAUUUCCAAGCAUCUGUAUGUCUUUAUGCAAAGGUUUAUAUGUCUAUCAACUGGUGUAUUCCCUUCCAUAGGGCAAGGUAAACAACAAAAAAAAUGUUACUGUACUACUGCUUGAAAGAUGUACAAAACACAGCAAAAAGACAUACUGGUACCAAAAAACAAGCUACAUAGUAGUAUGAUAUUAAUAGUUAUGCUUGGUGAUUGGUGUAUUCACCUGCAUACAGGGUACAAUCUUCUAAAAGAUGAUUUUGUAAUGCACAAGAAAACUUCAACAACUUCCAUGUCCCAAUCUAUUAUAAUAAUUUAUGAAAGUGAUUUCAUGAGUUGUUCAAAAGAAUGUACUUGUAAACCAGUGGUCUGUUACGGUGUAACUCUAAAAUGAUGGCAAAAUGUAACACAUGGGUGCUUCUUGUAACACUGUGUGAAUAAACGUUGUAUAUGGAAUAACA